Messenger RNA from Penicillium soppii, 1497 nucleotides. RefSeq names its product sulfatase family protein. The record is from RefSeq and is a predicted model, not a curated record. Lineage: Eukaryota; Fungi; Ascomycota; Eurotiomycetes; Eurotiales; Aspergillaceae. Bases 1 to 1497 code for a protein of 498 amino acids. The transcript has a single exon. Gene Ontology annotation, molecular function: arylsulfatase activity.
AUGUCAAGCAAAAAGAACGUGUUGUUGAUGGUCGCCGAUGACCUCGGGAAGCAGCUCAGCUGUUACGGGGCAUCAACUAUCCACACACCCAACAUCGACCACCUCGCUGGGCAAGGUACCCGAUUCGAAUACGCUUUUGCAAGUACUGCGUCCUGUAGCGGUAGUCGCUCCGUGAUAUACACAGGCCUUCAUACCCACCAGAACGGCCAAUACGGACUUGCCAGUCACCGCCAUCAUUUCGUCACGUUCGAUCAUGUUGAGACAGCACCCCAGCUGCUGAACCAAAACGGAUAUCGGACAGGAAUACUAGGAAAGAUACACGUUGGACCUUCCGCUGUUUAUCCCUGGGAGGUCACGAAGGAAAGCGAAACACGGGACGUGGCUGUGAUCGCCGAUCAAGCAAAUGAGUUCUUCCAAGAGUCCCAGGCAGACGAAAGACCCUUCUUCUUGACGAUUGGCUUCCAUGAUCCGCAUCGCGAUCGCACAAGGGGUGGAUUUGGCAAUGACCAAACAUAUGACUCCCGAAUCAAGAAGGGAAGCUACAAUGCUGACAAUGUCGAGAUUCCUUCCUUUAUUAACGAUUCUCCCGGUGCGCGCUUUGAGUUGUCUGAGUACUACAAUUCAAUCCAUCGCCUGGAUCAGGGUAUCGGAUUUGUUUUGGAUGCUCUAGACGCGGCUGAUUUGGCCGAAUCAACUCUUGUCAUCUUCAUAAGCGACAAUGGCCCACCUUUCAUUAACUCCAAGACAACUCUUUUCGACGCAGGGGUUAGAUUGCCUCUCAUUAUUAGAGAUCCAAAGAUACAGCCGGCGGUCAACUCUGACAUGGUCUCAUAUGUCGAUAUUCUCCCCACGGUGCUUGACUAUGUUGGGCACCCAGGCGUAGUGGAUUCAACAAAAAAGCGCCUUGGUCACUCAUUACUUCCUAUCCUUGGAAGCAACACGAAGAUAUCGGAGCGAAAUCAAGUCUUCGGCUCACAUACUUUCCACGAAGUCACAAACUACUGGCCCACAAGAUUCAUUCGAGAUCGACGCUACAAAUACCAUCGAAACCUCGCGUGGCGCCUGGAUUUCCCUUUCGCAGCAGAUCUCUAUGGCUCUCUUUCCUGGGAGGAUAUUCGGAACUCAUCGGAUAGUGAGAUUAUGAUCGGGGAGCGGAAACUGAAGGAUUACUUCUUCCGCGCCCCGGAAGAACUAUAUGACUUGGAAAACGAUCCAAAUGAAGUUACCAAUCUUGUCAAAGAUCCGAAUUAUGCUGCUGUACUCGAUGAUCUGAGAACAAGAUUGGAAACAUGGCAGCGACGGACAGAGGAUCCUUGGCUGUACCGGGAUGGGGUGUCGACAUGGUUUAUCCGGUAUCAUUUCCCCGCUGGUCUGAAGGUUCCAGAUCGGUUAGACUUUGAUGCAGAGCGGCCCGGAAAUCAAAAUGAGAAGCAUUUUGCGGGGAACGUGUCCUGGGGCGCUGAUGUUGAUCAGUUCAAUGGAGAGAACAUUGCUUGA